Messenger RNA from Papilio polytes (common Mormon), 1046 nucleotides. RefSeq names its product ethanolaminephosphotransferase 1. Lineage: Eukaryota; Metazoa; Arthropoda; Insecta; Lepidoptera; Papilionidae. Gene Ontology annotation, molecular function: ethanolaminephosphotransferase activity. The record is from RefSeq and is a predicted model, not a curated record. Gene Ontology annotation, cellular component: endoplasmic reticulum membrane; Golgi apparatus. Gene Ontology annotation, biological process: phosphatidylethanolamine biosynthetic process. The transcript has 8 exons. The coding region runs from base 222 to 1046 and encodes 274 amino acids.
UUCAGUAUGUUACAAAGUACUCUGUGUCUGACUCAAACUUCAAAUCAAUCAAAAACCAAUUUUGAUUCAAUUCAAAUCAAAUCUUCAAUCGAUUCUCCUGCCGGUUUGGUGUUUGUGUAAAUAGUGUGUGAAAACCUUGUUCUUACUAAACGAAAAUAAGUACGAAAGGUUCGACAAUAUGAAACUGUUUUAAUUCUAAUAAGUUCCACAUUCUAAUCAAAAUGUCACGAUUUCUAUCAAAAGCUGAAUUGGAAGGUUUCGAAAAAUACAAGUAUAACUCAGUGGACACAAGUAUACUCAGCAAUUAUGUUAUGCAUCCGUUUUGGAAUUGGUGUGUUCAGUUUUGUCCGGUGUGGGUGGCACCAAACCUGCUAACAUUUACUGGCUUUCUACUGACGGUCCUUAAUUUCCUAUUGUUCUCGUACUAUGACUAUGGGUUCCAUGCCCUCACUGAGGAGAACAUUACCAAUGAUCAUAUCCCCAAUUGGGUGUGGGCUGUCUCUGCUAUCAACUUGUUUGUGGCUUACACUUUAGAUGGCAUCGAUGGGAAGCAGGCACGCCGCACGGGCACCAGCGGCCCUCUAGGGGAACUAUUUGACCACGGCCUAGACUCAUACUCCGCCGUACUCAUACCAACAUGCCUCUACAGUAUAUUUGGAAGGGAUGAGCUGAGUCCGCUCCGUUUCUUCUUCGUGAUCUGGAAUAUCUUCAUCAACUUCUAUCUGACGCACUGGGAGAAGUACAACACGGGCGUCAUGUUCCUGCCCUGGGGAUACGACUUCACAAUGCUCGGCUCGUGCAUCCUGCUGCUGGUGACGUCGGCGGUGGGCGCGCGCGCGUGGCACGUGCCGCUGCCGGGCGGCCUGACGCCGGGCUUCCUCUUCGAGCUGGUGCUCUACUUCUCCGCCAUACUCACCAGCCAGACUGUCAUACUGUGGAACAUAUACAAGUCAUACCGCGACGGCACCGGCAAGAUGCGGCCGCUGCUGGAGGCGCUGCGGUCCAAGAGAUGUGCGAACACUUCAAAAUUGCGUGCUUCCAUAUAA